Molecule: messenger RNA, 4912 nt
Organism: Anguilla anguilla (European eel)
Lineage: Eukaryota; Metazoa; Chordata; Actinopteri; Anguilliformes; Anguillidae
Gene: rassf3
Product: Ras association domain family member 3
Exons: 6
Coding region: 203-1453 (416 amino acids)
Biological process (GO): signal transduction
Cellular component (GO): cytoplasm
Source: RefSeq, a predicted model, not a curated record
CACGGCAUUGUCACAGGUGAGAAUACACAGUGUCAUCGGCAGCACGUUCACUUUCCCACAUCAUUAAGCUUCGACAUACAGGUGAAAGGACACCGAGCCCAGUCUGCCGUAGACCCGCAUCUGUGGGAGAUACUGGUGUGUAGCCUGCAGACGGUUCGAAACCUCUUGUGCCAAACGGACGCCUUGAAUAAGCUACGACGCAAUGUUUGGAGUGAUGCAUCCAGGUAGGAAGUACUCGCCGACGCAAUAUCUUACUGGGCUAUCGCCCUUAACGGUAUCUACGGAGAGCUCCGUGCCAAAUUCGCAAAUAGACAAAGAGUUUGAAGAAAGUACAGAGAAAAUGUCAGAACCGCAAAAUGGCAAGAUGCGAAAUUCUAAAGCGAAAGGAAUUAAAGCAAUAAAGAGGCGCUCUUCUCCAACUCGGAGUCUGGAGGCAGCUGAAGCGGCGGGAAAUAAACUUCACCAAGAGAAGGGACUCAACCCUGCCGAGAGGGGAGGCGCAGCUCACCGCGGUAGGAAGAAAAGUUACCGGCCUCCUGACGUCAGGACGAUAUUUGAAUUCCCCGAGAAAGACCCCCGGGUUCCAGAGGAAAAGGGAGAAGGGCACGUAUUUUGUCCCGAUGUAUCCGGUGCGUGGUGCGACCUAUGCUGCGAGUACAUUUUCCAAAAUCGUCUUACGUGUACAGGCUGUAAGUACACCUGCCACCCGCAGUGCAGAAGCCGAGUCUCGCUGGACUGCCACCAGAGUGGCCCUCCCCCCCAAUCACAGGACCACCUGAACAACAACCGCAACUCCUCUGUGGAUGUGGAGAAAGAGAAGGAACUCCGCGCUCACCUCAGCCGAGAAGAGAUCAGCCACAAGGUGGAGCUGUACAACGCGGCCGUCAGAGACCACCUCAAAAUGACCCUGAACCCCGGCGGCCUCUACACGGGCUUCAUCAAGGUCCAGCUGGAGCUGCUGCGGCCAAUCACGGUGCGGGGCGGGGGCGGGCCCGCGGGGUCGCCCCGGAUGCACCCGGUCAGCGGGGAGGAGGCCUUCUUCAUGCCCCGGGGCACGGUCAACACCCUGCACAUCAGCAGCUCCAACACCGUGCGGCAGGUCAUCGAGGCCCUGCUGCACAAGUUCACCGUGGCCGACAACCCCGCCAAGUUCGCCCUGUUCAAGCGCUACCGCCGAGAGGACCAAGUGUAUGUGUGUAAACUGGCGGAAGAGGAACACCCCUUGUUCCUGCGUCUGGUGGCGGGACCCAACACAGACACCCUGAGCUUCGUCCUGAGGGAGCAGCAGACCGGCGAGGUCAUGUGGGACGCGUUCUCCAUCCCGGAGCUUCAGAACUUCCUGCGUAUCCUGCACAAGGAGGAGGACGACCAGGUACAGGUCCUGACCAGACGCUACGCCAACUACAGAGAGAAGCUGGAGGAGGCGCUGAGGGCCGUGGGGAAUCAUGGGUAACGCGCCCACCCGGAGAGAGAGGGGGAGGGCGAGAGAACACGGCAGGACCUGAGCACGCGUGUGGGUCACUCACAAGGACUGAUGGGAGCAGAUACCUGGACUGCCUCACGUUAUGUGUAAUACACAGGAAGAACACAAGAGGGAGCUGUUGCUCUGGUGGCAGGGCACCGGAGCCAUUUGAGACUUAUUUUUUGGGAGCACCCAGAGCACUGGGAGGUGUUACCUUUGUGAUGUCACGCGCCUUACCGGAGUGUACCACGGCUUUCACUUUCACACACGCACCCUCUUCUCUCUCUCUCUCUCUCUCUCUCAGCUCUAUUUCCCCAUUUACUUUUAUUUUAAUCAGUUACCUCUUUUAAACAUGUGAAUGAUUCAAGAGGAACGUUGAAUCAAUUUUAUAUCACUUUUAUUUAAUUGAUGGAUGGAAAGGUUUGUAAAUAUUUCUGUUUCUUAUUUUAAUUUAUGUGGAUGAAGCUUUCAUUUUAUUUUCUUGGUUUUAUUUUAUUUUGGGAGGCGUGGAAGCAAUGCUUUAAUUUUGAGGGGGGAAAGACAUCCAGUCAUAUCUUAAGUCCUUGCAAAGUUUAAUGUGGAGUAUGAGCUUUCGAAAGGACAACAUGGGCAAACGUUUCCAUUUGCAAGUGGGUUGUAAAGUAAUUUGCCUGCAUUUAAUAGCAUUCCGGCUAAAAUGGAAAGACUGGGGAAGACGGUGUAACAUUAAAAUGACAAACUGACAGAGCAGUAAAGAGCAGAGAGAGAAAACGGUGAGGCUACCAGAGUAAGGAACCUCUGAUGGGUGGUGAAGCAGCCUAGGGCAUGAAACAGGUUUGUGUGGGUUAAAGGUCAGGAUGAAAGAUGAGGAAGUGUUGGGUAGAUUAUUAAGAGGAGCGACCCUGUAGACUUUGGGCUGUGUGACAGAUAGUGACAGUGAGGCUGAGGUGAUCUUUGGGCUGCAGAGAUCAGUCAGUGCUGGUGAUGAGGCAGCUGUGAGCGGAGCUGAGUGAUUAAUGAUUUGCAUUAAUGUCUGAAGCACUGUGACCUCAUCUGUAUGUGGAGUUCAGUGAAGCUGAACAAGUGAAUGCAUGGGACAAGUGGAUCAUGGGAAGUUGAUAGAUGGAUGUAGCGAAAGUUGAAAAGAAAGAAUGCUGUAAUGUCACCCCCUCACCCCCCAAUAUUGAUCCUGUCCCUCAGUGGCAGGUGAAUAUGGAGCUCAGACUUUGAGGAUUAUGGGGGGGUUGGUUAGAGUGCACAUGCUUUUAAUAUGUUUUAUAUGUGCGCAUUAUCCUGUUACUCUGGGGUAUGAUUUGGGGGCGCACAGCUGCCUCUGAUCUCUAUUACUGUAACACAAGAUGUGUGAGCUCAGGGGAUAAAGCAGGCGUCAGUCAAAUCCGGACCCCCUCCUUCCACACUGGCGUUUUGAUAAUGGCCAGGCUGCAGUGUGGGUGACUAACUCACACCGGGAGGACACAUGAGCCUGAUUGAAAGGCCAAAGCCCCCCCCCCCCCCCCAUUCCAGUCUGUAAGGCUGUAAUGCUCUGUUAGACAGGAAAUAUGAUCUCUCUCUCUCCUUCUUUUUCAUAAUCUUACCUUUGAUUGCAGUAUUGCAGGAACAAGUGCGGUAAGCCAGAGUAACACACUCAUUUGAACUCCAUUAUAAGUGGCUGCUGGCUGCAGGCAGAGAGAGUGAGAGAGAGUGAUUCCCCUUGCAAGCCCUGAUUGCCCAAAUGUGCACCACUCCUUCCUAGCCUUAGAGCGGGGUUUCUGGUCAUGUGCUUUGUACAGUCAUUCUUUCUGCAAUGCCAGCGAAUGUACUCUGGUAUUUCUGUGUAUAAAAGAGAAGUUGCCCAGUCAAUUUUAUAUAAAACUAUAAAAAGUGCACUUUUGAGUAGACAAUCUAACCAAUGGGAAAUCGACUUGAGAUGUCACAGCUUUACGCACCAGUUGGAAAAAAUUGCGUUAAACAAAGAUGCUCCGUAUACCGAAGGUGAACAUGCACGCGGUGGCAUUUCACUGCUUUCUGCUAGUACUGCAUGAUGAUAUUCUGACUGGUACUGGAUCACAAUGUGUAGCCUGCACUCUCGCGCCACAAACUUUCUGUAGACGAUGCACAUUGUGGUUAUAUGGAGGCAUCUAGUGGAGAACUGCUGUAACUGCACAUUUCUCAGCCAUUUUUAAUAGUCUUACUAUUCUUGCCUGUGAAAAGUUGAGAAUUGAUUUAUGUUAUGUACUGUUCUUUUCUCUUUUUUGGUGGGAUUAUAUAGCCAAAGACUUUGUACAAAUGCACACUAAUUUAAGGUUUAAAGUUUUGCCUGGUGCAAGUAGAUACAUGCCACACCAGUUCAGGAGUGGGCAUGCACACUCUACCCAUGCAUAGUUUAUUUACUCUUAAAGCACUGGGUAGUGAAUAUAAAUUAUGUUUAGUCUUAUUUUAGCCAACUGUUCUUCCCCUGCCCCAUUGGAGAUUUAUAUCAUUAAGCUAUUAAUAUAUUUUAAUAAGUUUAUUAUAUAGUGGUGUGUGCAGUUUAAAUGCACUGUGUGUUGUAGACAACCACCACCAAAUGUAAAAAUUGCUUUAGCAUACGAGACCCUCAUUCUAGAAAAGCUUGGGCACUUUAUUUCUUAAUUCAGGGACCCCCACCCCCUUUGACACCUAUAUUUUAUAUAAGUAUGUCAUAACACACAAUUGGGUAGUUACAGGUUGUAAUACGGAUGGUUAUUUUUAUGUUGUCAUGAAUGCUAACUUUUUUUUAAAUUUGUCUCUAAAAUAUUCUUCAGAUCUAUACCAAAAAAAAUCUCCACUUAUUGGAUUUUAGUCAUAUAAUAGUUACACUGUGAAUAUAAUUUGUUUUAAGGACAGGGAGAUAGUCAUGAUUGAAUUUGUCUGGACUUCAAUGUAAGAUUAAAAUAAUCAUAUUAUGCAUGCAUUAUAUCUACUAAUGCAUAUCCUAUAGAGCUGUUAAGGAAACAGUUAGGCCAGUAUUGUCCAGAAUGAAAGUGGAAAUACUAAAGAAAGACGAUAUGAUAAGGAUUUCUAUUAUUUGCCAAACCUCUCAAGUUUUCUUCUUGUCAUGUACUAAAUAUGUACUGGUAAAGAGAGAAUCCACUGUGAUAGAAGCCAUUUGGAUUCUUAGUUUCACACUGGGCCUAAAUAUGCGAUUAUCACUCAGAAUAGGGCUGCAGCUCACUAAGGAGUGUUUGUUUCAGAGAGGGCAAUUUUCUUCAUAAUUAUGACCUAGUUUCUGGUACUGCUGACACUGAGGUGGUGAUGGUACAAGGAACGAUCUGUAAGGUUGGCUUGCAAGAAACGAGAAGUACCUACAAUUUGUGAUACAGAGAUGUUGCCGUUCUAUUUAUACUGUUGAAGCAGAUUUAUUUUUGUAGGUAACUGAUAUUUCAUUUGAAAUUGUUACCAAAAAUGGCUUUUUGUAAAAGGCCUGGAUUCAUUUAUUAAACUUGUGAUUAA